AUGUCAUUUGGUGAAGAUUACGUGAGUUGUGCCAGCGAGAUAAGCGCGUUUUACACUGGCCAUAACUGGGCAACUUCCUACGUGGAUACCACCAACAACAACACGGAUUACGCACAGGACUCCUGCAGAGUAAGCCAGGAUGCUCUCCGCGGUGUGCACAAGGGCACUUGUCGGCGCCGGAAGCGCACGACCUUCAGCAAAGCGCAGCUGGUCGAGCUGGAGAGGGCCUUCUCCCUCACGCACUACCCAGACGUCAAAGUGAAGGAGUCUCUCGCGUCCCUCAUGGAGCUCCCCGAGUCCAAGAUCCAGGUGUGGUUCCAAAAUCGCCGUGCGCGCUACUACAAGAACAAGAAACCACAAGAAGACCAAUUACCACCAGCAAUUGACCGUUCAGUUUCACAGUUCCCCUGCGCUCCAACCCCCAACCCCACGACCAUGCCUCCCCCCUAUCCUUCCCCACCUCGCCAAUACACUUCUCCGCCUCCUCGCUACACUUCCCCAGGUAUAGCCAAGGCCUCCAAGCUUUCUUCAGGCUGUGUGCCAGGGAGCCAGACAAUGUACCUGCCACUGCCUACCUCUCCAACCCCCAGAGACCAGGCCACGGGCUACCCACUGGGCAGUAUUCAGAGCCUGUAUUUAGGGUAUUAUAACAAUGAAGCGGUGCAGUGUAAAGCGACACAGAGAACCUGGGAGUUUUCAGAGGGACUCAGUGUCUAUGAGGCUUUUGCCGGGGACACGCAGUGGCAACACACCAUCCCCGAGAGCCGAAGUGGCGCAUCUGACCAGUGCUUGCAUGCACACAACAUGCCAAUGCAGUACUUCAGCUUCGCCACCUGUUGGAGCCAGAAAGCUGAAAUUUCUGAAGACCUGCCUGAGUUCUACAAGCAGGAUCUCGACGACUUGAAUUUGACUGAUUUGGAGGUUUCAACCGCUAUGAUCGAUUAUAUUCUCAGCUGAGUUUUUACAAAGGGUAAAAUAUAAAAAAUGCAAUUUAUUGUUAAUAGUUAUAGAUAUAUAAGAAUUAUAAUCAUAUGUGAAUAGAGGUCUAUGGAGACAUGAACACGCAUUCUUGGCCUAUUAGCUAGCAAUUGUUUUAUAUACAAGCAGUUUAUGAUUACACUAUUGUAUUUUAUUCAAUCAAAUAUUGUUCCAUAAUAUUGGUUUGAUUGUAUAAAUAUUAGA
Oncorhynchus masou masou (cherry salmon) is the source of this 1182-nucleotide messenger RNA. RefSeq names its product homeobox protein prophet of Pit-1-like. Gene Ontology annotation, biological process: regulation of transcription by RNA polymerase II. Gene Ontology annotation, molecular function: DNA-binding transcription factor activity, RNA polymerase II-specific; RNA polymerase II transcription regulatory region sequence-specific DNA binding. The transcript is spliced from 3 exons. The record is from RefSeq and is a predicted model, not a curated record. NCBI's taxonomy places the organism in Eukaryota, Metazoa, Chordata, Actinopteri, Salmoniformes, Salmonidae. The coding region runs from base 1 to 957 and encodes 318 amino acids.